This is a messenger RNA of Drosophila suzukii, 2640 nucleotides long. RefSeq lists its product as uncharacterized. NCBI's taxonomy places the organism in Eukaryota, Metazoa, Arthropoda, Insecta, Diptera, Drosophilidae. The record is from RefSeq and is a predicted model, not a curated record.
CUUUAUCUUUGUGUCAGCAGUCACUACAGUCAGUAGCUUUUUCUCUCACUAGUCACAUAACUAAUACCCAUAAAACAUUGAGAAAAUGCCGUUAAUAGCCAAACAGUCCUUGAAGAAAUGGGAAGAGGGAAAGGUUCGGUUACAACAGAAACCAUCUUGUAAAGUAAGACAUGGCCUCCGUCGGAGGUCUUCCCUCAUAAUCGUAAGUCAGAAGAUGAAGAAGGGUCGGAAAAAUAAGCCAAUCGAGGAGGACAAAACGACAUGGUUGAGUGCCAAUGGUCAGACUAUAGCCGUUGAGAAGAAACACAUCGUGAAUUUUGGAAUGGAUAUGAACAAUUUUUUUAAAACAAAGGCAUGCGAAAGUGAUCAAUGUCCUGAAGAUAGAAGCUCAUUGGAAACCAUAGCUUCGGAUAUGAUGAAUGUAUAUGAGGUUCAGCCUACUACACCUAAUCUAGGCAAAGAGAAAUCCCCCAUGAAAAGGAUAAACAAAUUUAACCUUCUCAUGAAUCCAAAACUUGUAAAUCCCAUUGGCAAACGCGUUUUGGAGAUUGCCAAGAACUCUCCACGACAACGCAAAGAAUAUUAUAAAGGGAGGGUUGAGAAGCACAAUUGCGGAAAAAAGUCAAACAAAUCUUGUCUUAAAACCACAAAAAAAUCUUUUACAAAAAAGCUAGCUGCAAAGCGAGAAUAUGAUGAUGUUACUCUAUGUGAAUCCGAAAACGUGACACCUAGAAAUGAUAUCACCUCUGAUCCAGAAAAUAAUGAGAUGGACUGCAUGGCAGAUGGGUUAAGCUCAGAAAAUGAAUCGGCGAAUUCUUUGUCAGACGAAGCUUAUUUUCAAGAGAAAGAGAAGAUCACCUUAGAUGACUUCAUCUUAGACUAUGAGUAUAGAUAUAACUUUAGCUUAAAUUUGGGAAGUGAAGGAUCCAUUUCAUCGGAAGAAGAAACCAUUCCAGAAAAUAAUGAGAUGGACUGCAUGGCGAAUGGGUUAAGCUCAGAAAAUGAUUCGGCGAAUUCAUUGUCAGAGGAAGCUUAUUUUCAAGAGAAAGAGAUCACCUUAGAUGACUUCAUCUUAGACUAUGACUAUAGAUAUAACUUUAGCUUAAAUUUGGGAAACGAAGGAUCCAUUUCAUCGGAAGAAGAAACCAUUCCAUCGGUAGGAGAAACCAAGCCGAAAGAUUUUGUUUCAGAAAAUGAAGAGGAAGAAAUAAAGGAAAUACCGAACUGCACUUCGCCCGGGAAAGGGUUGGAAAGGCCGAAUGAGACCCCAAUUAAGGAAAAUUCUAAGCCCCCCUCAGAUAUUAAACUCAAAGCUAAAGUCAAUACUAAUCGCCAACCGUUGGGACGCCCUGGUAAUGUAGCCGUUGUAAAUCCUACUGUAGCUCAACGUAAACCUCGUGUGAUGCGACCAGGACAGAGGUUAGUUACUCCUGUUUCCAGUGACAAUGGAGAUGGUGAUGUUUAUCCCACACUCCAGUGGGUCAUUGACCCGCCAACAGGCGAUCCCGCUACUUCUUGUGAAGUGCACUUACAUGACUUCAUUUAUCCAACGCCCUCUUAUUUCAGAAGACUCACGAGGGAUUUAUUGGACGCCUCGAUGGAAGAUGAAUUAAGUCGAAAAAAGAAAAAACAUAAUACGCGGAAAAGCAGGUUUUGCCGCCAGAGGGUACUUGAAAAGCUUAAUAUUCCCAGAGAAAGAAAACCGUUUCCUUCGACAUUGACAACGUACCUAAUUAACAUUUGUUUUUCAAUACUUUUCACGGCUCUUUUGUUUUACGUAUAUUAUAAGACUUAUAUUGGGCGACCUGUACCUCGGACGCUUUGGCAGAACGUUUUGCUUACUUUUGGAAUAACCAGAUAAAUGUUUUCCAAAUUUAUAAGUGUGAAAAUUAAAAAAAAAAUCAUAUAUGCAUUGGCUUGAAGACUGUUUAUAUUUUUGAAUUUAAUUUCAGUAAAUUGACCUUUAAAGUGCGGAAAUUAUUAUGUUUUGAGGAUAUUCUGAACACAAAAUGGAGCUGGCUGACAGCAAAUAGUUGCUCAUAUCAUUUCUCAUUUAUCAAAUGAGGUUCGAAAACCUUUUGUGGCCUCGUCAUGGAAUGCAAGUGUCUCAGAAACAAGUCAUUUAAAUAUUUAGUACCCAGUCGAUUACCCCUGCCUACUCCUUUCCUAAAAUACCCGAUUUGAGAUGAAGAUGGAGAUGGCAGGAACAACAGCCUGCCUGACAGGCAAUCGCGCCAGUGAACGUUAGCAAAUGCAAAUUUAAUGGUCUAUGAAAAAGGUAGCCGGGCAAAUGCUUUUAACCACAUCCGCUGCUAUUAGUUCACCGUCGGAACCGAAAGAACCGUCGGAUCCGUCGGAAAACCGUUGCUAAACAACAAGAGCGACGGAUAACAAUGGAAAAUGACGCCAGUGGAAAUGCGAAAAUCAAUGCGCAUUAGUGGAUGGUGUUGUUUCAUCUUAGUCUGCUGGAGAAUUGGCAAUAUCCCCAGUUAACCCUCGCUUAAAUUUUACAUUAGGCAAGUGGAUGUACGAAUCAAAGACCACCGCAUAAGCUAGCAGUCGAUUGAACAUUGAAAUCUGAAUAUCUGGUGUCGCUAACUUUUACAAUUAGAGAGCUCAUUUCAUUUGAAAUAAAAUGUA